AUGAUAAAAUCACGCUGUGUUCAAGCUGUACUGUUUGGUUUGCCUCUAAACCGCGUCGACGGAGCUUUAUUUGGAAGGUAUGUUGGUUGCAGGCAUGAUAAUGAAAAUGGUAUAGAAAUAAUGUUGUCAUCAUCAAAAGAAUUGGUUGGUGUAAGGGUUAAAGAUGAUGUUAUUAAAAAAAGUCGAGAAAGACUUAACCCUGAUUUAACAGUUUCAAAAGCUCAUAAUGUUGAAAGAAGUUUAAUACAUUUGUUGGAUGCUGGAUAUCAACCACCUCAUUCUUAA
Molecule: messenger RNA, 285 nt
Organism: Entrophospora candida
Lineage: Eukaryota; Fungi; Glomeromycota; Glomeromycetes; Entrophosporales; Entrophosporaceae
Source: the annotation of a GenBank genome assembly